GAUUUGCAAUUCCAUUACGAGCUGUUGGAUAUAGAUCUAUAAAAGGCAAAGGAACUAUCUUAACGAGCGUCAUUCUCAUAUCGAACGAUCAACGGUGUAACAAUAAGUUUUACUUAUCAAGUUAAAUCCAUUAUUUAAAAACUUAACGGAGGAUAUUCGAGUAAUUACGAUGGCUUUCAAAUUAUUCGCCGUCACUGUAAUCCUAUCGUCAGUAAUCCUGAGGACAGUGAAAUCCAAUGGUCAUCAUGCACAUUCCUUUCAACAUUUUCACGGUCCUGUCACCGGUGAAAAUCAAGAAGUGACGUGGAAGGACAAACAUGGCCAUCUUCAUCAUGAUUACGUUGCCCAUCCACACUAUGAAUUUUCUUAUGGCGUCGAGGAUCAUCAUACCGGUGAUUUUCAUGGACAAAAGGAACACCGAGAUGGUAAAAAAGUAGUCGGUGAAUACACCUUAAAGGAACCAGGCGGUAAUCUAAGAACUGUCAAGUAUCACGCUGGAAAGGAUGGAUUUUAUGCUCAUGUACACAACAGCAAUGGAAUCGAUCACGAAUAUGGGAAACAUCAUUAGAAGAUAUAUAUAUAUAUAUAACGUUCGAUGUUUCGAUGUACACAUAAAUACAUACCACACCAUACAAUACUACACUAUACUAUACUAUA
Vespa mandarinia (Asian giant hornet) is the source of this 657-nucleotide messenger RNA. Its product is annotated as cuticle protein 7-like. Gene Ontology annotation, cellular component: extracellular matrix. The record is from RefSeq and is a predicted model, not a curated record. NCBI's taxonomy places the organism in Eukaryota, Metazoa, Arthropoda, Insecta, Hymenoptera, Vespidae.